AUGAAACUACUACGUAACCUUUAUCAUGUUACUAUCAAUAAUAAGGACAAUGUUAUUAUUACCAAAAGAAUAAGCAAAAACCUGUUAUCAUCAACUUUAACAACUUCAGCAACAACUUCGACAACAACUUCCAAUGUGACCAAGCCUUUUCGCUUGGCAAUAAUUGGAAGUGGCCCAGCCGGUUUUUAUACAGCUUAUCGUUUACUAAAAGAAAAAUAUCAUCAUCAACCAUUGAUGAUGAUAGACAUGUAUGAAGCUCUCCCUAUGCCUUUUGGUCUGGUUAGAUAUGGUGUUGCUCCUGAUCACCAAGAUGUCAAGAAUGUUCAACACAGAUUUGACGAAGUUGCAAAUGAUUCAAGAUAUCAAUUCAUAGGAAAUGUAAAAUUCGGUCAUGAUCUCACGAUCGACGAUCUAAAACAAACCUAUGACGCAAUCGUUUUUUCGUACGGGGCCGGCAAGGAAAAAUCACUUGGAAUAAAAAAUGAUAAUGAUAAUGAUAAUGACAAUAGUAACCCGAUAAAAAAUGUAUUUUCGGCUAGAGCUUUUGUUGGUUGGUAUAAUGGCUUGCCACAAUAUCGUCAUCUGAAUCCUGAUUUGUCAAGAUCGGAUACUGUGUUGGUUAUUGGUCAUGGUAAUGUAGCGUUAGAUGUCGCGAGGAUCUUAUUGAUGGAUAUUGAUAAAUUGAGUAAGACUGAUAUUACAGAGUAUGCUUUGGAAGCUUUGAAAAAAAGCGAAAUUAAACAUGUGGUUCUUGUUGGUCCAAAAGAACUACGCGAAAUGAUAAAUUUGCCCAAUACACGUUUUCACAUAGAUGUUGAAUUACUUAGAUCAGAAAUAAAAGAAAACGAGCAAUUAAUCGCUAAAGAUCGUACGCUCAAGAGAAUAUUACAAAUUUUAGAGAAAGGAGUAACGAUGGAUACAUCCGGUGAAAAAUCCUGGACGCUUAAAUACCUGAGAAGUCCGUUAGAAUUAAUAUUCACUAACAAUAAUGUCAAUACUGGUGCUGAAGCAAGUAAUAGUAAUUAUGAUAUUAGGUAUAUUAAAGCUGUAAAGUUUAGCGUUAAUCGACUUGAGGGUCCAGCUGAGAAACGCGUGGCAAUUUCAACUAAAGAAUCAGAUGUUUUAGAGUGUGGUUUGUUAUUGAAAAGUGUCGGCUAUAAAAGUGUGCCAGUGCAUGGUUUACCUUUUGAUGAGAAAAAAGGAAUUGUUCCUAAUGACAAAGGAAAAAUAAUAGAGUUGGAAAGCAAUAAUGAGUUACCAGGUCUCUAUGUAUCAGGAUGGCUAAAACGAGGUCCACAAGGAGUUAUAGCUACAACAAUGUAUGAUGCAUUUGAAACAGCUGAAACAAUAAUAUCUGAUAUACAACAGAAUAAACCAAUGUUAUCAGGAUCAUUAUCUCAUCUAGAUGAUAAUUCUUCAUCAUCACCUAAACCUGGCAUAAAUGCCAUAUUGCCCAUUCUUAAAGAACGCGGCGUACGUGUUGUUUCCUAUAAUGAUUGGAAAAAAAUUGAAGAGAAGGAAAUCGAAGAGGGAAGAAAAAAAGAUAAACCACGAGAGAAAUGUGGAAUUGAAGAAGCGUUUGGAGAAUCAGGAGGACUUUUUAUAACGCUGUUUAAUAAUUAUAUUAGAGCAUUAUUAGAUAAUAGUGAUUCACGACAAAUAUUUUAUUUUCUAUUACUAAAUUUAAGUUAUAUGUUUGUUCAAAUGGUUUAUGGAUUUUGGACAAAUAGUUUGGGUUUGAUUUCGGAUGCUAUUCACAUGUUCUUUGAUUGUUUGGCUUUAGCGGUAGGAUUACUAGCGGCUAUAAUGAGCAAAUGGCCUGAAAAUAAUAAAUUUACAUACGGUUAUGGACGUAUAGAAACACUUUCAGGAUUUGCAAAUGGGAUCUUUCUUGUUUUCAUAUCCAUAUUUAUAAUGUUUGAGGCAAUAGGUAGAUUAAUAAAUCCACCAGAGAUGAAUACGGAUAGACUAUUAUUAGUUAGUUUCUUGGGAUUGGUUGUUAAUUUGGUUGGUAUAUUGGCUUUUAAUCAUGGUCAUGCACAUCAUGGUCAUGGUCAUAAUCAUGCACAUCAUGGCCAUUAA
Messenger RNA from Entrophospora sp. SA101, 2082 nucleotides. Lineage: Eukaryota; Fungi; Glomeromycota; Glomeromycetes; Entrophosporales; Entrophosporaceae. The record is from the annotation of a GenBank genome assembly.